Xiphophorus hellerii (green swordtail) is the source of this 2066-nucleotide messenger RNA. RefSeq names its product zinc finger protein OZF-like. The transcript is spliced from 2 exons. Gene Ontology annotation, biological process: regulation of transcription by RNA polymerase II. The record is from RefSeq and is a predicted model, not a curated record. NCBI's taxonomy places the organism in Eukaryota, Metazoa, Chordata, Actinopteri, Cyprinodontiformes, Poeciliidae. Bases 204 to 1517 code for a protein of 437 amino acids. Gene Ontology annotation, molecular function: RNA polymerase II cis-regulatory region sequence-specific DNA binding; DNA-binding transcription factor activity.
ACACACACUAUUCACCAGUUGGUGGCGGCAAUGCGCUUUGUUUACCAGCCACCAGUAAAAACCAGAAGAAGAAGAAGAAGAAGGAACAGAGGAGGAAGAAGAAGAACAAGAAGAAAAACACGAAUAAGCUGAAAAUAGAGGUGUGGAGACAGCAGUUCAGACGGUGACAGGAUUUCGGAAACAGAUUUUAAAAGCACAACAUCAUGGAGGCUGGUUUCUACCAUAAGGAUCUGCUGAACGGAUUCGAUGUUAAGCAGAUGUUGGUGGUUAAAGAAGAAGCUCCUGAAGACCACACACCUGUUGCUGAGUUGCAUGACCCAAAGCCGCAGCAGAUAAAGGAGGAAGAAGAGGAAGUCUGCAUCAUUCUGGGGACAGAGCUGCUCAAUGCAAAGGAGGAAACUGAUGUUACUCCUAUAAAGAGUGAGGAUGACAAAGAGUCCAUUCUGCUCUCACAACUUUAUCAAGACCACAUUAAAAAAAGAGAGCUUUCAGAAGAGGUAGAAGAUUGCGAAGAGGAUUUCAUUUCUGUAGUCAUUAAGGAUGACGAAGAGGACAGUGAUGUAAAUUACUCAGCCUCUGAGCUUGAACACUCGUCAGACUCUGGACAGAAAACUGAGGAUGAGGACAGUGACUGGAAGGAGAGAAGAGCUCUUGAGUCAGACGGAAACAUUAACAACCCCUGUAACUCCUCUGAGUUUACUGAAGAAUCUGUUCACUGUUGCCCUGUUCAGGGAGACAUGACACAUUCAGAAAUGGGAUCUUCAAGCUCGCUGCAUAAUGAAUGUUUUACAGAGAAGAAAAAUGUGGACUCAGGAAGGAAAGUCCAGACAGGAAUGAAGUUUAGCUGUGAAGACUGUGGUAAAACGCUCAGUGGAAAAUACACUUUAAACACACACAAGACAAUCCACACAGGACAGAAAGCUUUCUGUUGUGAUGUUUGUGGACGAAGAUUUGGUGAUAAAUCAGGUUUAAAAAGACACAAGAUAAUCCAUACAGGAGCUAAACCUUUCUGUUGUGACAUUUGUGGACAAAGAUUUGGUUAUAAAUCAAGCAUAAACACACACAUGAUAACCCACACAGGGCAGAAACCUUUCAGUUGUGAUAUUUGUGGACAGAGAUUUAGCCAAAAAGGAAGCUUAAACACACACGUGAGCAGCCACACUGGACAGAAACAUUUCUGCUGUGAUCUCUGUGGACAAAGAUUUAACCGUAAAUCAAGUUUAAAUACACACAUGAGAACCCACACAGGCCAGAAACCAUUUUGUUGUGAUAUUUGUGGACAACGAUUUAGCCAAAAAUCCACUCUAACUACCCAUGCGAGAAUCCACACAGGACAGAAACCUUUCUGUUGUGAUGUCUGUGGACGAAGAUUUGGUGAUAAAUCAAGUCUAAACAGACACAAGAUAAUCCACACUGGACAACAACCUUUCUGUUGUGUUAUCUGUGGACGGAAAUUUGGUAAUAAAUCAAGUUUAAACAGACACAUGAGAAUCCACUCUGGAGGGGAAAUUAUUUAACACUGAAUAUUUGAACAACACUGCUAUGGAUGACUGUGAAAUAGUUGCACGUUGUUAUUAACAACAACAAUCUUCACUUUUUUCUCUUGUGGUUAUGUUUGCAUUUCAACCUUAAAGCCAUUUAUAUAAGUUACUAAGUUGCUUCCUUGUACAUUUGAUAGUUUGUUUGCCAGGCAUGUUUUAUUCAAACUAUUUUUAUCUAUUGUUCAGGUUGUGCUCUCACUGCAUGUAAAUAGGUUUGUUGUUUGAGAACGAGAAUCAAAGCACUAAGUUGACCAUGAACUCCUCUGUAUACCACAGUUUACUUGAGUUAAGAUAAAGUCAGCUAAUCCUUGGACUAAAGUGAAUCAUGAGGAAAAUGAUCCCCAACAUAGCAGCAUAUUUAGAUAUAUCAUCCAAUUCCUACUUAAAAAGGUAACCGCUUCUAAUUAUGACUUUUACAUCCUCAGCUUGUUUGUGUUACAACUAAGUUUGAGAUGAUUUUCAUGUGUGAUUAAGUCUGUAUAUUUGUUUGUCGUAUUGAUUUUGAUUAAAUAUUUCUGAGCUGAA